AUAUCCCUCAGCGUGGCUCGCCCAAUGGAGGGCCCGGCCGCUCCGCCCCUUCCCUGCCCCCUGAGGAGAGCCCGCCCCUGCCCCGCGCCUGGGAGCGGAGGAGAGUAAAUACAACAGGAGCGCAAAAUGGCGGAACCGCCGAGCCUAGUGCACUGCGCCCCCGCCGCCGUCUCGGAGAAAGAACCGUUUUCCAAGCUGCAGCCCCCCUCCCGGGACCCGCCGGGUCCUCUGUCCGCCAAGAAGAUCCGGACUGAGGAGAAGAAGACGCCGCGGAGACUGAACGGAGAAGGAGGCAGCGGCGGCAACAGCAGGCAGCUUCAGUCUUCCGCGGCACCUUCGCCUCAGAGCUAUGGCAGCCCUGGGUCUUGGAGCUUCGCCGCUCUGUCUGCUGCCCCUUCCCCGUCCUCUGCUCGGAGCAAUUUCUCUUUCUCCGCUGGCACGGCCGUCCCCUCCUCAGCCUCUGCUUCCUCGUCCCAGCCGGUGCCGCGCAAACUGCUGGUCCCUCCUACGCUGCUGCACGCUCAGCCUCACCAUCUCCUGCUGCCGGCCGCCGCCUCCUCCGCCAACGCCAAGCCGCGCAGACCCAAGGAGAAGCGAGAGAAGGAAAGGAGGAGGCACGGCCUCGGAGGGGCGGGCGAGGCCGGCGGGGCAGCCCGCGAGGAGAACGGGGAGAUGAAGCCGGUGCCGAGAGAUAAAAUCAAAGACAAAAUUAAAGAAAGAGAUAAAGAAAAGGAGAGAGAAAAAAAGAAGCAUAAAGUAAUGAAUGAGAUCAAGAAAGAAAAUGGAGAAGUAAAGAUUUUGCUGAAAAGUGGGAAGGAGAAACCAAAAACAAGUGUGGAAGACUUACAAAUUAAGAAGGCAAAGAAGAAGAAGAAAAAGAAACACAAAGAGAAUGAAAAACGGAAGCGUCCAAAAAUGUAUAGCAAAUCUAUUCAAACCAUCUGCUCAGGAUUGCUGUCUGAUGUUGAAGAUCAAGAAGCCAAAGGCAUCCUAAAUGAUAACAUAAAGGAUUACAGUGGAAAGAAUUUGGAUACCAAGAACUAUGAUUCCAAAAUUCCAGAGAACAGUGAGUUUCCAUUUGUCUCAUUAAAGGAGCCACGGGUUCAGAACAACCUCAAAAGGUUGGACACUUUGGAGUUCAAACAGCUCAUUCAUAUUGAGCACCAGCCUAAUGGAGGUGCAUCAGUUAUCCACGCCUACAGCAAUGAACUCUCCCACCUGUCUCCUGUGGAGAUGGAGAGGUUUGCAGAAGAGUUUGUGGGUCUGGUGUUCAGUGAAAACGAGAACUCUGCAGCUUUCUAUGUAAUGGGUAUUGUUCAUGGGGCAGCUACUUAUUUACCUGAUUUUUUAGACUACUUUUCAUUUAAUUUUCCCAAUUCACCAGUGAAAAUGGAGAUAUUGGGAAAGAAGGAUAUAGAGACAACAACUAUGUCCAAUUUUCAUGCUCAGGUAAAAAGAACGUAUUCUCACGGUACUUACAGAGCUGGCCCAAUGCGACAAAUCAGCUUGGUGGGAGCAGUAGAUGAAGAAGUGGGAGAUUACUUCCCUGAGUUCCUUGACAUGUUGGAAGAUUCACCAUUUUUAAAAUGUACACUGCCAUGGGGGACACUAUCUAGUCUAAAAUUAGAGAGUCGAAAAGAUAGUGAUGAUGGUCCCAUCAUGUGGGUACGCCCGGGAGAACAAAUGAUCCCUGUGGCUGAUAUGCCAAAGUCACCUUUCAAAAGGAAAAGAACUACCAAUGAGAUAAAAAACCUGCAGUACCUACCUCGAACUAGUGAGCCUCGUGAGAUGCUCUUUGAAGACAGAACAAGAGCUCAUGCAGAUCAUAUAGGACAAGGUUUUGAACGACAGACUACAGCUGCUGUUGGAGUGUUGAAGGCUGUGCACUGUGGAGAGUGGCCUGAUCAACCCCGAAUAACCAAAGAUGUAAUUUGUUUUCAUGCUGAAGAUUUCUUAGAAGUAGUUCAACGAAUGCAGUUAGAUUUACAUGAACCUCCACUGUCCCAGUGUGUCCAGUGGGUUGAUGAUGCAAAACUUAAUCAACUGAGGAGGGAAGGCAUUCGCUAUGCCAGGAUUCAGCUGUAUGAUAAUGACAUUUAUUUUAUUCCAAGGAAUGUUGUUCAUCAGUUCAAGACAGUUUCAGCUGUAUGCAGUUUAGCAUGGCAUGUUCGUCUCAAGUUAUAUCACUCAGAGGAGGACACUGCUCAGAAUACAGUUACUCAUGAAACAUGCACAUCACCAGAUUCCACAUCAUCAGUUCUUGGACCUCACACUGACAACAUGAUUUGUGCUGUAAGCAAAACCUCCUUGGAUUCUGUUUUUUCAGACAGACUUCAUUCUAAAUAUGAAUUACAGCAGAUUAAACAUGAACCUAUUGCAACUGUAAGAAUCAAGGAAGAACCUGUGAAUGUUUAUAUUCCUGAAAAGACUGGAGCACCAAAUAAUAUGGAUGGCAAGAAUGUUAAAGCAAAAUUGGAUCAUGUUCAAUUUACAGAAUUUAAGAUUGAUGUGGACUCUAAAUUUGAAAAUAGCAACAAAGAUUUAAAGGAAGAAAUGUGUCCUGGAAGUCUCAUAAGCCUAGUUGAUACAAGGCAACAUAGUUCAACACAUUCAAAUCAAGAGAGAAAAGAUGAUAACAUUUUGUGCUAAAUUUGUAUAUACCAUUUAAAAUUGUUUUUUUCUUAAACUUAAUAAUGUAAUAAAGAUUCGUGAAUUCUGAAAGCAA
This is a messenger RNA of Mesoplodon densirostris (Blainville's beaked whale), 2725 nucleotides long. It is a transcript of the gene RSBN1L, whose product is annotated as round spermatid basic protein 1 like. The transcript has 8 exons. The coding region runs from base 127 to 2649 and encodes 840 amino acids. NCBI's taxonomy places the organism in Eukaryota, Metazoa, Chordata, Mammalia, Artiodactyla, Ziphiidae. The record is from RefSeq and is a predicted model, not a curated record. Gene Ontology annotation, cellular component: nucleus.